Molecule: messenger RNA, 4817 nt
Organism: Meleagris gallopavo (turkey)
Lineage: Eukaryota; Metazoa; Chordata; Aves; Galliformes; Phasianidae
Source: RefSeq, a predicted model, not a curated record
AAUGCCUCCAGGGAUGGGGCAUCCACAACCUUUGCUCCUGGUUGGUUUAUAGCACUGUCACAGUCAUUGUCAAUGUUCUUAUGCUCUUCUUUGCAGACAUUGUGCCUUGUGCCACCUCCUUCCAGCAGUGCUCAAGUAUAGGCAACAAAGGCUGCUUGUCAGCAGCUCUCAAAGACCAAGAACAGCAUUUGCAGUUCAUGCUGUCAUUUGGACAGCCCAGAGUAGUUUCAGGAUGAAUUGUUCCUCGUGCCAUCAGUAGGACAACACACAGAAACGUGUGCCCUGCAAAUUGCCCUGUCCUGCUGGUGUGCAGGCAGCAUUCAGGGAAAUGUGUCAUGUUUACUUUGCGUGCUUUGUUGAUCCUUGCUCUUAAGUAAUGGCAGUGAUGCAGAAGUGCCAUGAGUGUGACAAUUUGUUAUAAUUAAUAUGAAAUCUCAUGAUGUUAGGUUGUGGAGAAAAUAACUGCCCUAUGAUGUUGCUUGGCAUUGGCUUGCCAAAGAAAAGCUUGAAAAAGAAAAUGUAUGCAGUUUGGAGGUGAUGAGCAUGGCUGUCAUUAGGACAGGAUUCUGAUACUGCAGCUGAAAAGGACAGGAUGUGUGAAUGCACCCAAGUUGCUGAGGACUAAAAAAGGUGUUUUGUUUUUAAAUCAGCCUGAUCUCUGAUGUCUCUGUGCGUAACCUGUAAGCUCUACGGAUCACACAGAAUUUCUAACAGUCUUCUGUCAUCUUGCUUCUUACCGUGACGUCAAAGUCGUUUGAGAUGGAGGUGUUCUAGGCAGUAGGAUCAAGAAGUGUGAAGUCCAAGAAAGGAGCAUGGACCAACCCAGUGGCAGGAGUUUCAUGCAAGUUCUUUGUGAGAAAUACAGCCCUGAGAACUUCCCGUAUCGCCGUGGUCCUGGUAUGGGUGUGCACGUCCCAGCAACUCCACAGGGCUCACCUAUGAAAGAUCGUCUCAACCUUCCAAGCGUGCUGGUGCUGAACAGCUGUGGCAUAACCUGUGCAGGGGAUGAGAACGAGAUCGCUGCCUUCUGUGCUCACGUCUCUGAACUUGAUCUUUCUGACAAUAAACUGGAAGACUGGCACGAGGUCAGUAAAAUUGUGUCCAACGUUCCCCACUUGGAGUUUCUAAACUUGAGUUCCAAUCCUCUCAGUUUGUCCGUUCUAGAGAGAAGGUGUGCUGGGUCCUUCGCUGGCGUCCGCAAACUUGUGCUCAACAACAGCAAAGCUUCCUGGGAAACAGUCCACACAAUCCUGCAGGAGUUACCUGACUUGGAGGAGCUCUUCCUGUGCCUUAACGACUACGAAACAGUGUCUUGUUCUCCAGUUUGCUGUCAGUCUCUCAAAUUACUCCACAUAACUGACAAUAAUCUUCAAGACUGGACUGAAAUUCGAAAAUUGGGAAUUAUGUUUCCAUCUCUGGACACACUUAUUCUGGCUAACAACAACCUCACCACCAUCGAAGAGUCAGAAGAUUCCCUCGCAAGGCUGUUCCCCAACUUGCGAUCCAUCAAUUUGCACAAGUCAGGUCUGCAUUGCUGGGAAGACAUUGACAAGUUAAAUUCUUUUCCCAAGCUCGAGGAAGUGAAAUUGCUAGGAAUCCCUUUGCUGCAGUCCUACACCACUGAGGAGCGCAGGAAGCUGCUAAUAGCCAGGUUGCCAUCUAUCAUCAAGCUCAACGGGAGCAUUGUUGGGGAUGGGGAGCGAGAGGACUCGGAGCGAUUCUUCAUCCGGUAUUACAUGGAGUUCCCAGAGGAGGAAGUCCCAUUCAGGUACCACGAGCUCAUCACCAAGUAUGGGAAGCUGGAGCCCUUGGCAGUCGUGGAUCUUCGGCCGCAGAGCAGUGUGAAGGUGGAGGUUCACUUCCAGGACAAAGUAGAAGAGAUGUCAAUCCGUCUUGAUCAGACUGUGGCAGAACUGAAGAAGCACUUAAAAACUGUGGUGCAGCUGUCAACCAGCAACAUGCUGCUCUUCUACUUGGACCAGGAAGCCCCCUUCGGCCCCGAGGAGAUGAAGUACAGCUCACGAGCACUGCAUUCCUACGGCAUUCGGGAUGGAGACAAAAUCUACGUGGAGCCCAGGAUGAAGUAGCCUCUCUCGACCUACACACCCCACACACCCACACACAUGCAUUUAAGGAGUGUUUGCAAGGUUUUUAUUUCGGUUGGUUGGUUGAGGUUUGGUUGUGUUUCUAUAGCAGGUAAUGGCUUAGCCCGGAGCGAGUGCCCUGAUGGCAGAACCAUGCCCACCACCCACUGCAGGUGACCUCGAGGUGACAGCUGACUUCAGUGCAUGUGUUUCUGUGUGUGCAAUACCCCCAUGUUUUCUUUGAUGCUCCGGUAUACUCGUGAUUUGGCAUGAAUGGUCAGUUGUUGAAGCUGAAGAAUGCUAGGGCCCGUAAGGGAGAAGAUAGCGUGGUGUGGAAUUUGACCUAUUUAUUUUUCUUUCUCUAAAAAACGUGUGUUUUUUUUGGCACCACCAGAGCACCCUAGCUAUCCAACUGCAGUUUGAGCGAGCUUGGUUUUCCAUCUGGGUGCUGUCUCGUAGCCUUUUGUCACACUCAAGCUCGUUGAAAAGGUCUGAAACAAUGUUCAGUUUGAAUCAGAGCUCAGGUAUUCAGCAUUCAGUGCAUCCACUUAGCUCCACUGGUUGGUGAGAGCGCACAAGAUGAGGGAAAGACAGGGAUGUUGUGAGAAAGCAAGGAUUUCUUCUAAAAACUCCUGCUUCUAGCCAUGCUGUCCUAUCAUGAGUUUGGAGAAGGUUUGCUUUCUGUGUCCUUGUCACAGUGUCUGCAAGCUGUAGCACUGUCAGCCUGCAGGCAAAGCAAGCCUGGCCCCGUAAUUUGGGAAAGGAAUUGUGGGUUGGCAUUGUGUUGAGGGCUUUUAGGGUAGUGGGUCAGAAACGUGGUGAGGAGUGUGUUCCUCCUUUGGCUAGGAAACAUCCCUGCGAUGCUGAAAGGUCUUCCAAUGAGCACUUAACCUUGUACCGCUGUGUCCCGAAAGUGGAAUGGCUGAAAUUGCUCUCCUGGGAGGGAGCAAGACUCGAGUUGAAGUUUGUUUGUUGUUGUUGCACCAGAAAUGAAACCUGGCACUUUCCCGGGGACCCCUGGCUGCAGGGUCUCCAUUUAGGGUCCAAACUAGCAGAAUGUGUUGACUCGGAUCAGUUUCUUGGACAGCAGGUCCAAAAGCACCUAUACCCACGUGUAUUGUAAAGCAGGUGUUCACUAGAUCCCCCACCCCCAUAUGCACCUUGUAGGCAUUGUGUGCUGCUGCUUAAAUUAGCCCCCCUUGUCUAACGCAGCGCAGAUUCCUGUGCGAUGAAACCCUCAGUCCUUUAUAUCUCUUGUAAAUCAGACGGCCGUUUCGCUUUACUCUGUCCUCCCUUGUUCUUCUGUCAUCCUGACAAGCUGAAGACUUUUCAAAUUACCUUGUUAUAAGCAACUGCAUCAAAGUUUCUGAAGCUGUGCAGUGAGGGCUCUGGUUACACGUGAACUCCUGACCGUAAUUUUUGAAAUGCUCCCUGUCCCCACGUGCACUUUUUUCCCGAGAUGCUUUUGUCCACGCCACCAAGCUCCUUUAUAGCCUUGGAGUUGUGUAUUUCUCUUUAUAUUUUACUUAGAUCGUGGGGUGGGGUAGGAUGGGGAGGGGACAAAGUGUUAUCUCGUAAUCUUCAGGUUCAGGUUGUAGGGACUGUUGAGAGGGGAUUAGUUCCGCAUCCACAAUAAAGAUUAAAAAUGGGAGGACUUAAGACAAGGUAAUUAUUUCUGCCUCAUCUCCCUGCCAAAACCAUCCAUCUCCUGGCACCAUCGAGACGAGCAAUAGUAAAUGGAGCAGGAGUCACCAUAGGUGGAGUAGAGACUACGGCCAUAGCUGCAGGGCCGCAGUCCCCAUAAAACACGAGCAGGGAGGUGGUGGCAGUGUAUCAUAAGAUGAUGCUUUUAUAAGCUACAGCUUUACUGAAGAUGUAUUUUCCAUUUGGGCAGCGAAAGGCAUUUUGCUGCCUUAUAGCGGAACUCUUAAGCCAACACUUCUGUAUGAUAUAUACAUAGAUAUGCAUCGGAAAAGUUGUGUUUAAUAAGAUAUUUUGUUAUAAAGCAAAGUUUUAUGAAGAUAUGGUUGUUUAAUAUUAGAAGCCUAUUUCUCCCUUUGACCUCCUGUUUAAGUACAUCGUCCAUCGGUCGCCGCGUUGUCCGAACUAGGCAACCAGUGCAGAUGCAAAGGAAUCUCUGAUCUAAUUCUACAGAGCAGUAAUUGCCUACAUGGAUAUAUUUAUGGCAUUGUAACUGGUAUUAGUGUGAUGCUGUAAUUACUGACCAGCUUGCUCAGCACAAUUAAAUGUCUGACUCGCAGAAAGCGAAAUAAACAAAGUCCAUUAAAGAAGUAAAGGGGAUAUUGAAGAAGACCCAGCUAUGUGCUUGUAGGUUUGUUUCCCUGCUAAGAAUUACCCUCAUCCACACAGGGAGCAGUGCUGCUGCGCUGGCUAGGAGCUGCCAGUAAGUAAUGGCUUUAUUUAUGGUGGAACUGGAAGAUGAACAAAGAGGAUUGCUUGUUGCUCGUGAUGUGGACACGCGCCGUGUAUCACUGGGGAUUUGGCAUCAGCACCCAAACUGGCUCCUCGGUAUGAAUGUGUGCCUUGCCACGUCGUUGGGGAAGGUUGUUCCUGGAUGAUGUUCCCAAGCUGUUCAGGCAGCAGCAGAGCAUGCAUUGGGUGGAAACGAAAAGCAUCGGUUGGCUUCCCAAGGAGAAAGGGCCACAUCCAAAAGCCAGGAGGGACCGAUGUGUCUACGUGAUAGACUUCGAAAAGUAGGAUGGAGUGGCACGC